AAAAAUGACACGUUUCUAAAUCUAUAAAUAAAACAUAAUAAAUUGUCAAAGUUCUAUUAACACCAGCAUGGCAACCCUCAAAAUCACCCGAAAGCAUCACAAGCACCUAAACAAUCCUUUCCCAUCAACGCCAAGAUCUCUUCCUUUCAUUCAAGGAAGCCUCUUCUUCAAUUCCCAAACACUACCUUCUCACCAAAUUUUCCCAGUUGGGAGAGAUUUCCAGCUUCUUUGGAGCUCCAAAAAUGGUGGGCAUCUCUCAAUUUCUCACCAGUCUCGGCCAACAAGAGCCCUCUGGUCCACCGUUCCUGGACAAGCUUUUGUCUCUGCAGCUCUCACUGAGACAGAGAUUGAUGAAAGCAGGGGAUCGUUUGCUAUCAAAGAUGGGAAUGUUCUUGUGGUUUGUGACCACCAAACAAUUGAAGAUAUAAGAGUGAUCAAGCAGCUGGAUGGUAACCAUUUUGAGGAGGCUAGCGAUCUUGAUUCUUCAUCUGGUUAUCUGAGUUUUGACCAGACAAAGGAUUUGAAAGAUACCCAGUCCCCUGUUUUGUUAAUAACAGGCAAGUUAUUUAGCAAAAGAAAGAAGAAACUUCCAGAUUCUAGCAUUUAUAAGCACAUAGAUUUUGACACAAGGGGCCCACGCGCUUCUGCAAGGUAUUGGGUUCUCUUUGAUCAGAAGAACCUUAACCAGAUUGGUUUUCAAGUUAGAGUUGGAGAACCCAACUUUGAAUUCUCACCAAGAUCUUCACCGACUCGUUUUGGAAAAUACCAGAAGUUAAGGUUGAAACUACGAAGAAUUCGAAAACGAAGGCUUGGAUGGUUUAGAUUCUUUACAAGGCCUAGAGGGUUUGUUGCAGUUUCUUCAUCGGAGGAAGUAGACACUAAGGUUGCAGAGGUUACAGAGUUCAACAGAAUCUGCCUUAGCUAUUCAAGUGAAACUAAUGAAAGGUUCUAUGGUUUUGGAGAGCAGUUUUCUCAUAUGGACUUCAAAGGGAAAAGGGUGCCCAUUUUUGUUCAAGAACAGGGAAUUGGAAGAGGAGAUCAACCUAUUACUUUUGCAGCUAACUUGAUUAGCUACAGAGCUGGGGGUGAUUGGAGUACAACUUAUGCUCCUUCACCAUUCUACAUGACAUCUGAGAUGAGGUCCCUUUAUCUGGAUGGAUAUGAUUACUCUGUUUUCGAUUUAACUAGACAGGAUAGAGUUCAAAUACAGAUUCACAGCAAUUCAGCUCAAGGAAGAAUUUUGCAUGGCAACUCACCUGCUGAGAUUAUUGAACACUUCACAGAAACUAUUGGGAGGCCUCCUGAGCUUCCUAAAUGGAUUAUAUCUGGAGCUGUCGUUGGAAUGCAGGGUGGAACAGAAGUUGUACGCCGCAUUUGGGAUGAACUUAAAGCCUAUAAGGUUCCCGUCUCCGCAUUUUGGUUGCAGGAUUGGGUAGGACAGAGAAAGACUCUGAUUGGAUCACAACUGUGGUGGAACUGGGAAGUGGAUACAACAAGGUAUAAGGGAUGGAAGCAAUUAGUUCAAGAUCUUGGUGCUCAGCAUAUUAAAGUGAUGACAUACUGCAACCCUUGUUUAGCUCCGGUACCAUUCUUUUUCCAAGCAUAUACAUUACCUCCACUCCAUCAUCAGUUUUUGUGCAUUAUCACUAGUACGGAUGAGAAACCAAACAGAAGGAGAAAUCUUUUUGAGGAGGCCAAAAAGUUGGACAUCUUAGUGAAAGACAAACAUGGAGAACCGUAUAUGGUUCCAAACACAGCUUUUGAUGUGGGAAUGUUGGAUUUGACCCACCCAGAUACCGCAAGUUGGUUCAAGCAGGUUUUGUUGGAAAUGGUAGAUGAUGGGGUCAGAGGAUGGAUGGCUGAUUUUGGUGAAGGUCUGCCUGUAGAUGCUGACCUUUAUUCAGGCGAAGAUCCCAUCUCUGCCCAUAACAGAUACCCAGAGCUAUGGGCUAAAAUAAACCGAGAGUUUGUGGAAGAAUGGAAAGCAAAUCGUGUUGGUAAGGAGAGAGAGGACCCAGAAGAGUCUUUGGUCUUCUUCAUGAGGGCUGGUUUCAGGGAUAGUCCCAAAUGGGGGAUGCUAUUUUGGGAAGGAGACCAAAUGGUUAGUUGGCAGGCUAAUGAUGGGAUAAAAAGUGCUGUUGUUGGACUACUGAGUAGUGGACUUUCAGGAUACGCUUUCAAUCACAGUGAUGUUGGAGGCUACUGUGCAGUAAACUUGCCUUUUAUCAAGUAUAACAGAAGUGAGGAGUUGCUUAUUCGAUGGAUGGAACUAAAUGCUUUCACCACUGUUUUCCGGACACAUGAAGGAAAUAAACCAUCUCGCAACAGCCAAUUCUACUCAAACCAGAAAACUUUAUCAUAUUUUGCACGCUGUGCUAAAAUGUAUAAAGCUUGGUAUUUCUACAGAAUCCAACUAGUAAAGGAAGCAUCCCAGAAAGGCCUUCCCAUUUGCCGCCACCUUUUUCUUCAUUAUCCAAAUGAUAAGCAUGUGCAAAGCUUGAGCUACCACCAGUUCUUAAUUGGUACUGAAAUCCUAGUGGUGCCUGUUCUAGACAAGGGCAAGCAAAAUGUCAAGGCCUAUUUUCCAGAAGGUGAAACUUACUCCUGGAAACAUGUCUGGUCGGGAAAGCUAUUCACAGAACCAGGUUCUGAAGCCUGGGUGGAAGCUCCACUUGGUUAUCCUGCUGUAUUUAUCAAGGAUGGCACUUUUGUGGGAGAAACAUUUCUAGAAAACCUGAGAAAAUUUGACAUUCUUUAAUAAAUUAGUCCUCAAAGAGGGCUACCAUUGACAUAAAUGGAAUUGUAACUACUUACUAACAAAUGACCGUCCAUCAUUCUUAGAAAGUUUGCUUCUGCAAUUUGGUAACUGAACUUUGUACUUCCUUAACAUCUGCCCAACUUUCCGAAUAUAGGUUUUGGUUACUGUUCUUUAUUAA
This is a messenger RNA of Manihot esculenta (cassava), 2936 nucleotides long. Its product is annotated as sulfoquinovosidase. The transcript has 8 exons. The coding region runs from base 68 to 2758 and encodes 896 amino acids. Gene Ontology annotation, molecular function: hydrolase activity, hydrolyzing O-glycosyl compounds; carbohydrate binding. Lineage: Eukaryota; Viridiplantae; Streptophyta; Magnoliopsida; Malpighiales; Euphorbiaceae. The record is from RefSeq and is a predicted model, not a curated record. Gene Ontology annotation, biological process: carbohydrate metabolic process.